Serinus canaria (Common canary) is the source of this 2813-nucleotide messenger RNA. It is a transcript of the gene SGK2, whose product is annotated as serum/glucocorticoid regulated kinase 2. Gene Ontology annotation, molecular function: ATP binding; protein serine/threonine kinase activity. The transcript is spliced from 15 exons. The record is from RefSeq and is a predicted model, not a curated record. Gene Ontology annotation, biological process: protein phosphorylation. NCBI's taxonomy places the organism in Eukaryota, Metazoa, Chordata, Aves, Passeriformes, Fringillidae. Bases 391 to 1629 code for a protein of 412 amino acids.
UUUGUUCUGACCCUUUGCACUUCCCUGCCAGCGAGCUGCCCUCUAAUCCCCCCAAGAGGGAUUUUCCUCUCCCACCCCAGCUCCCUGUGCCUUGGUCCCCUCAGAGAGCGGUCCAGGGUAAUAAUUUACUGCCUGCCACAAGCCACUCCUUCGGACUUUUUCUUCGACCUUCAGACUGCAUUGCCAAAAUAAAAACAACGGGAGGGAGAGAGGCACAAGCUGCUUCCCACGGUGAGAGUGUGGCAGUGCCCGCCAGCCCUGCUGCUGGAUCCCAGGAGCCCUGCCUGCAGACAGAGGAACAUCUGCAUGCUCUGCUUCCUGAGGACACCCAGAGCCAGCAGCUGAAUUCCUGCCCCAGCUGCAAGGAGAGGAGAUUAUUUUGGCUGGCUUAUGUUCGUGGCUGGGAUGGAGCCCUCCUCCACUGCCCUGGGCAAGACAAAAGAACUCAUCAGGCACGGCCGGGAGAGGAUAGAACAAACCAUCAAGGCCUCUGGCUCCAGGCUCUGCUCAUAUGCUGAGCGAGUUGUUUUUUUAAUGGAUCGCUCCCGGAGCCCAGACAAAAGCACCCAGCCUUCAACACCAACUGACAACAUCAACCUCGGACCUUCUGCUAACCCCAAUGCCAAGCCAACAGACUUUGACUUCCUGAAGGUUAUUGGUAAAGGAAGCUUUGGAAAAGUUCUCCUGGCCAAACGCAAGUGUGAUGGGACUUUUUAUGCAAUCAAAGUCUUGCAUAAGAAAACCAUCCUCAAGAAAAAGGAGCAAAACCACAUCAUGGCAGAGCGCAACGUGCUCCUGAAAAAUGUCAAGCACCCCUUCCUUGUGGGACUCCACUACUCCUUCCAGACCUCUGAGAAGCUUUACUUUGUGCUUGACUAUGUAAAUGGAGGAGAGCUCUUCUUCCACUUGCAAAGGGAGCGCUGUUUCCGGGAGCCCCGGGCCCGGUUCUAUGCUGCAGAAGUGGCCAGUGCCAUUGGGUACCUGCAUUCCCUAAACAUCAUCUACAGGGACUUAAAGCCCGAGAACAUCCUCUUGGAUUGCCAGGGACACAUAGUAUUGACAGACUUUGGACUCUGCAAAGAAGGAAUGGAGCAAGAGGAGACAACUUCUACCUUUUGUGGCACUCCUGAGUAUCUGGCUCCUGAGGUGCUAAAGAAGCAGCCCUAUGACAGGACAGUAGACUGGUGGUGCCUAGGAGCUGUCCUCUAUGAAAUGCUCUUUGGACUGCCUCCUUUUUACAGCCGGGAUGUGUCUCAGAUGUAUGACAACAUUCUGCACAAGCCACUACAGAUCCAAGGAACCAAGACUGUGGCAGCUUGUGACAUCCUUCAGGGACUUCUCCACAAGGACCAGAAGAGGAGGCUGGGUGCCAAAACAGACUUUCUUGAGAUAAAGAGCCAUGUAUUCUUCAGCCCAAUAAACUGGGAUGAUUUAUAUCACAAGAGGAUUACUCCUCCCUUCAACCCCAAUGUGGCUGGCCCAGCUGAUCUGAGACACUUUGAUCCUGAGUUCACCCAGGAAGCUAUCUCUGCCUCCAUCACCCGCACACCUGACCUAGCAGCCAGCAGCUCCAGUGCCUCAGAUGCAUUUUUAGGAUUUUCAUAUGCACCAACUGAAGAGGACAUUUAAGUUUUACAAAGGCUUUGUCAAGCCAUAUUUUAAAUGAAUGGGAUUUAUGGGGGUUUUGGGGUUUUUUGCUGUUUUUUUUUUUCCCCUUUUGAGAGGAUUGGUACUGUCCUUUGCUCAUGGUUUAAAGAAAUUGGCACUAACACACUAACUGGCUGAGAUGGAACAGAGCGCUUAAUUUUUGCUGUUUGGUGGAUUUUCUCCUUAAAUGAGUGUUUUCCUCCCGGGGAAAGUGGGACACUGACCAUGAUUUUCCCUGAGUGUCUUGUGCUACUUGGCAGAAUUGUAUUCACUCUGUGGUUAUAUUUAUGGUUGAGGUAUGUGCCAUCAUUCACAUCAACAGCCAUGUCCCUGUAACUGGACACGUUUAUUUUAUUUUUUUUGAUGGAGCUAUGCUCAACUAUGCCCAAUGUCUUUCUCAAAGCCCUCAACAGAAAAGGAAACUCUUCACACCACCAUGAACAGUGGCUUCCUUCCUUUACAUGAACUGUCACUCAAGCUGCUCAUCCUGGGCUGAGUGAAGAAACUAUUCAUCAGCAGCUGCAGAUCUGUAUUGUGGCCUUUCAUGCCAGUCUGAUCCUCCUCAAAGUGAGUGGAUUAUCUUUCUGGCCCAGGAUUGGGAUGAUACUGAAGCAACAACGAGGCUGUGAUGGAGGAGCCAAUGUGCAGGAGGAAAAUCCCAGAUCAAGGAGGGGUGGAGAAAGAGACUGAGUUGCUUGGAAAAAUAAAAAUAACUUCAUAGCUGAACUCUGGUUGGGGGUGAGGGGUGCUUUCACAGUAUGUGCUUGACUUGCCCCAGGCACACCAACACUACUGUGACAAGCACAGGGCAGUGAACAAUGAGUGGUGGCCACGCUUCAGGCUCCAGCACUCACCUGAAAAUGCCCAUCACUCAUGUGGAACAGUUAUUUAUUCUGCCUUAAUUUAAAAGCUAGUGUAUUCAUUGAAUGUCACUUCCCACUUUUUUUUAAGCUGUUCUGUGCUGUUGCUGGGGGGAGGAGAGGGGGCUCAGAGCAACACGGGAAUAAACAAGGGGCUUUCUAAAAGCUGUGUGAUGCUUGUGCUGUGGGGAACCUUGUGCUGGUAUCACUGUGUGUUUUGGGUUUUUUUUUUUAUCAGGCUCUAUCUUGUAUAUGCUGAAGUCAUUGGAAAUAUGACAUGGUUUAUAUUAAAGUUGCAAACACUCA